This is a messenger RNA of Haliotis rufescens (red abalone), 3234 nucleotides long. RefSeq names its product large subunit GTPase 1 homolog. Gene Ontology annotation, molecular function: GTPase activity; GTP binding. The record is from RefSeq and is a predicted model, not a curated record. Gene Ontology annotation, cellular component: cytosol. Gene Ontology annotation, biological process: ribosomal subunit export from nucleus. Bases 130 to 2046 code for a protein of 638 amino acids. The transcript has 14 exons. Lineage: Eukaryota; Metazoa; Mollusca; Gastropoda; Lepetellida; Haliotidae.
UUCCUUCGCUGCCCACGUGCACAUGUGUGCUUCCUGAAGUUCCUAUCUGUUGUGAAAUAUAUGCAUUAAAUAACGUUAGCAGUGAAAGAAGUGACAUAAGUGCUUGACAGUAAGUGACAGACGGUGACGAUGGGUAAGAAGAAGCAGGGCAAUGCUAUAGGUAGAGGCAUAAUCAAGGACAGGUUCGGGCCAGGGAAGAGGACUGUUGGGGACAACAGUUUUUUACACACAAGUGAACUGAAUGAUGGUUAUGACUGGGGCAGGUUGAACCUGCAGUCAGUGACCGAACAGUCCCACCUGGAUGAAUUCCUCAGCACAGCACAGUUGGCGGGCACAGAGUUUACUGCAGAAAAGCUGAACAUUAAGUUUGUGGACCCCCAAAGAGCUGCAACUCUCUCGGAGGAGGAGAAGAAGAGGAUCCGAGAAGCUCAAGAUGAACAUCGAAGUCUGCUGAGGAUUCCGCGAAGGCCUAAGUGGGAUGAGAGCACUACCGCUGAGCAGCUUGACCUACGAGAGAGAGAUGCCUUCCUGGAAUGGAGGAGAAAUCUUGCUAGCCUACAAGAUGUGGAGCACAUAGUGAUGACGCCGUAUGAGAAGAACCUGGAUUUCUGGCGACAGCUGUGGCGUGUUAUAGAGAGGAGCGAUGUUGUUGUCCAGAUCGUAGAUGCACGGAGCCCUCUGCUGUUCCGAUGUGAGGACAUUGAGAGCUAUGUGAGGGAGGUGGGCAGUACGAAGGUCAACCUGCUGCUUGUCAACAAGGCCGACUACCUGACUGAGGAACAGAGGCAGCAUUGGGUGGAUUAUUUCACGUCCCAGAAUGUGCGAGUUGUGUUCUGGUCAGCCUUACAGGAAGCCAACAGACAGAAGGAAGAAGCCAAACAGGAGGAAGAGGGUGAUGUUGCUGUGGACACUGAUAGUGAUGAUCCUCAGGGCAUGGAGUGUGAAAACACACAGUCUGAGAACAGUGAGCCUAGCUCUGAAACACAGAAUAGGCUAAGUGACAACUCAAAUGUAGAUACGGACCAAACGGGUUCACCACGCCUUCACAGUGAGGCAGGCAGUGAGAACGUGGACAGUGGUAAGGGAGAUAACUCCUGUAGUGCGGACGUGUCCCGGUUUAAUUCCGCCAGUAUUGUGAGCGGCCCGGACUUGCUGGAUAUACUGAGGAACCUUCACACUGGAGACAAGUACAAGGCUGAUGUCACGACUGUAGGCAUGAUCGGCUACCCCAAUGUUGGUAAGAGUUCUACAAUCAACGCCAUCCUGCAGAUGAAGAAGGUGCCAGUGUCCGCUACUCCCGGCCGGACCAAGCACUUCCAGACACUGUUUGUCGAGCCGACAUUGAUGUUGUGUGACUGUCCAGGACUCGUCUUCCCGUCUUUUGUGUCCACCAAGGCUGACCUGGUCGUCAACGGAAUUCUGCCCAUCGAUCAGAUGCGUGACCACGUACCGCCAGUUUCUCUCAUCUGUGAACGCAUCCCACGGAGGACACUGGAGACAAUGUACAGCAUCAACAUUCCACUGCCUGAGUCAGAAGAUGUUGAUGAAAACAUCCAGCCUACAGCACAUGAACUUCUCAAUGCAUAUGGGUUGAUGCGUGGCUACAUGACCUCCAACGGCCUCCCUGACUGCCCCAGAUCAUCAAGAUACAUCCUGAAGGAUUAUGUCAAUGGGAGACUGUUGUACUGUCACCCCCCGCCCGGUCUGGAUGCUGCACACUUCCAAGCCACACCCACCCUGGAGGAAGGCGGAGUCGCCCACCCUGGGGGGCAGGAGGAUCUCACGCUGAAGGCCAAAGCUCCACACACUACAUCUCUAGAUAAGGAGUUCUUUGCCAAGGCCAAAAUGUCUGCCCACUCGAAAGGUACUCAUGGAGUGUCCAAGUACAUCCGCACCGAAGGACUCCAGCAGGUGUCAGCAGAGUCAUCACAAAGCUCCACCCCUUUCAGCAGCCAGACAUCAAUCAAUACGAAACCAUGGAAACGACACAAUAACAAACACAAGAAAGAAAAACUGAGAAGAAUACAUUCGGAUCACGACAAAUGAAAUUCUCUUCAGAUCUUUAACCAUGCUUCAUGAUAUCAUGUCUUUCAUUUUGAGCGUAACACUGUUGUACAUUGCAGUAAUGUAAUGGAGUGGUUUAAACAAGUAUUUACCCGGACAUGAAGAUCUGUACUGUGCCAUUGCUUCAAGGGGCAAAGGUGGCGGCCCUCUUUCAGGUGCCUAAACUCACUGUUUAGUUUUGAGAUUUGCAGAUGCCUGGGUUCGAUUCCCGACAUGGGUACAAUGUGUGAAACCCAUUUCUGGUGUCUCCCGCAGUGAUAUUGCUGGAAUAUUGCUAAAAGCGUCGUAAAACCAUACUCACUCACUCAGCUAAAGUACAAAUUUCUGUUGUCUGGAAAGUUAUGUAUAGAAGAUAAAAAAUGAUUGCUCAUGCUAUCAACCACUCGUUUGUCUGGUGCAGAGUGGAUUACAGUGAUGUUAUGGCUGGCAUAUCGCUGACUUCUGCAUGAGACAACAUUCUCUCACUCAUUUGUAAGGUAGCCCGAAUUGGUUAUGGUGUAUCUCAUACAGUCGACUCUGUGCAAUCCGACACUGGUUGGGACAGGGAGGAAAUUAUACAAUAUUUGUAGAUGUACAUUAAUCCUGGUUAAUUGAGAGUUUAUUGAAGGUUGUAGGGUACAUGACCGUAGAUAAGCUGAAUAUUGAGGACCAGAAAAAGAGUUCUAUCGAAAGGGGUUGGCUUAUGUAAAGGUUGUGGAACAGGGCAAAUGGAAGUGUCGGAGGGACAUACAAUUUCGCCAAAAUUAAUGAAAAUAUUAUUGAAUGAAAUUUUGAUAUUAAUAAAAUAGAUUACAAUCAUGAGUCAAGAUAUACAAUGAAUGUAAUUCAAUAUGGAUUUGUUGAUAUUCUAUUUCCAAUGAUGGAUCAUGCUAAGACGUAGGUUUGAGGUCCGGAUGAUGUACCACACUUAACAUUUUGAUACAGAUUUCUAUGGUCAUACGGCAUGCUAAGUAAACAUGGUCCCUUAUGAAUACAACAAGAAGAACACAACCAUAAUUGAGUGUUUAUUGGUGGUUGAUGUCAGAUUUGCUCAUGGAACAACAAAAGAGUUUUGUUAUGACGGUAAUACUGUGUGAACUGAACGGGUAGUGCUUCAUCACAUCUUGUACAGUGUUGCUCGUGAAAUUGUAAUAUAUGAAAUAAAAUAUGUAAUGAAGAGAAGCAAAAUGA